AGUUACCACCGCACAGAAUCGCCAUUCCCGUCUCCAUUUUCUUUUCCUUUCUCCCAAACACCCUCCCCUAGGAAAAACAAACCACAGAAGAGGAGGAUCCAAAUUUUAUUCGGUUUCUCGAUGGCUUCAAAGCGGAUCUUGAAGGAACUCAAGGAUCUGCAGAAGGAUCCUCCCACAUCUUGCAGCGCUGGCCCGGUUGCUGAAGACAUGUUUCACUGGCAAGCCACGAUUAUGGGCCCCCCAGACAGUCCUUAUGCUGGGGGUGUUUUUCUAGUAACUAUCCAUUUCCCUCCAGAUUAUCCAUUUAAGCCACCUAAGGUGGCAUUCAGGACAAAGGUGUUCCACCCAAAUAUUAACAGCAAUGGGAGCAUUUGUCUCGAUAUAUUGAAGGAGCAGUGGAGCCCUGCCCUAACUAUUUCCAAGGUGUUGCUUUCAAUCUGUUCUCUGUUGACGGAUCCGAACCCUGAUGAUCCGCUGGUGCCAGAGAUUGCUCACAUGUACAAGACGGACCGAAGCAAGUAUGAGACAACUGCAAGGAGCUGGACCCAGAAGUAUGCCAUGGGUUAGGAAUGCUGUUUUAUGUGUGGGGGCAGACCCUUUUCCCUUCUAAUACUUCUGUUUUUCAGUUCUAUGUAUGAAUGAAGUUUGAUAUCCCUCUCGUCAAUCCUAAAAUGGACAAAAAAGAAAGGUCCAGAACAUGCCCUCAGUUGAAAAGAAGAAAAAACAAAAUCUCAGCCUUUAUAUUGUUUGUAUGGGUAAUUUUAAUCUUUUGUGAACUACGAAAUAUGACCCAAAUCUGGCUUCUUUUUUCCCCUUGGAAUCCUUGUGCAGAGAGUAUACAAUCACACCGGGGGAUUUUCUGAUGUUUCUUUUCUAUUCUAACCGAAGCAUUUGCCAGGUUUUCUAUGAGAAAGACAAGUUUUCUAGUA
Molecule: messenger RNA, 929 nt
Organism: Vitis riparia (riverbank grape)
Lineage: Eukaryota; Viridiplantae; Streptophyta; Magnoliopsida; Vitales; Vitaceae
Product: ubiquitin-conjugating enzyme E2-17 kDa
Exons: 5
Coding region: 121-567 (148 amino acids)
Biological process (GO): protein polyubiquitination
Cellular component (GO): nucleus
Molecular function (GO): ubiquitin conjugating enzyme activity
Source: RefSeq, a predicted model, not a curated record